AGGUGGAACAACGCGAUGUCCCCGGCAUCGAUUGCGCUAACCUCGCCAUGGACACGGAGGAGGGUGUCGAAGUUGUGUGGAACGAGGUUCAGUUCUCCGAGCGCAAGAACUUCAAGGCGCAGGAGGACAAAAUACAGCUGGUGUUCGACAACCUCACCAGGCUAGAACAUCCCAAUAUCGUCAAAUUCCACCGAUACUGGACAGACACACACAACGACAAACCUAGGGUAAUAUUCAUAACGGAGUACAUGUCCUGCGGCUCCUUGAAGCAGUUCUUGAAGCGCACCAAGCGGAACGUGAAGCGACUACCGCUGCAAGCGUGGAAGAGAUGGUGCACGCAGAUACUGUCUGCACUCAGUUAUCUCCACGGCUGCGUGCCUCCCAUCGUGCACGGGAACCUCACGUGCGACACAAUUUUCAUCCAACACAACGGACUGGUGAAGAUCGGCUCGGUCGCUCCCGACGCCAUCCAUCAUCACGUCAAGACCUGUCGCGAAAACAUGAGGAACAUGCACUUUAUUGCACCGGAAUACGGAUCAUCACAAAUGGUGACGCCUGCGAUGGAUAUCUACUCAUUCGGAAUGUGCGCAUUGGAGACAGCGGCACUUGAGAUUCAGGGCAAUGGCGACUCUGGCAGCCACGUCACGGAGGAACACAUCGUACGGACGGUCGAGUCCUUGGAGGAGCCGCGCCAGAAGGACUUUAUAUACAGGUGUAUAAACAAGGACCCCGCCGCGCGGCCCACGGCGCGCGAGCUGCUCUUCCAUCCGCUACUGUUCGAGGUUCACUCGCUCAAACUGUUGGCGGCGCAUACUCUGGUCAAUACUACAGCGAACAUAUCGGAGACGAUCACGGACGAGGUGGCGGGCGGCAGCGGCGGCGAGGCGCUCGCCUGGACCGUCUGCGGCGGCGAGCGGCGCGAGCUGGCCGCGCGGGACCUGCCGCCGCACGCUGAGAAACUUGAGAAGUUCGUCGAGGACGUCAAGUACGGCAUCUACCCGCUGACGGCGUACGGGCGGCGGCGCGGCGCGGGGCGCGCGGCGUCCCCGGCCGAGCGCCUGGCCGAGUCGCAGCCCGCGUCGCCCGAGCCGCGCGACCUGGAGACACGACGCGUCGUCAACAUGAUGUGCAGCCUCAAGCCGCACCCACACCCGCACCCGCACCCGCACCCCGACACCUCGCCCGCCGACCUGUUGAUGACGAUCCUCCUGCGCAUGGACGACAAGAUGAACCGCCAGCUGACGUGCGCCGUGUCCCGCCGCGACACCGCCGCCGCGCUCGCGCACGAACUCGUGCAGCUCGGGUUCAUACACGAGGCGGACCGCGACAAGUUGUGUCGGCUGAUGGAGGAGUCGCUGCGCGGUAGUUUCGGUCACCCGGCGCGCGCGCAGCUGGCCAGCUAG
Spodoptera littoralis (African cotton leafworm) is the source of this 1403-nucleotide messenger RNA. The record is from the annotation of a GenBank genome assembly. NCBI's taxonomy places the organism in Eukaryota, Metazoa, Arthropoda, Insecta, Lepidoptera, Noctuidae.